CAAAAGAAGGGGAGCCCCAGGAAUAGUGUGUGACCAGUGAGUACAGAGAGCAGGAUUGCUAUUUUGGGAAGAAUAUUAAAGGUGUGAGCUUCGCUGGUGGUGUGUGAGGAGUUUUCCUUUUGAUGGCACCAUGGAACAACUUGUGGGCUGGCAGGGCCGCCAUUGCCGGCAGCAAUGCCUACCGCGACAUGCCGGUCAUUGUCAAGAUGGAGAACCCCAACUGGUCUAUUUCAGAGAUUAACGGUGGCAGUGACAACGGCGAGGACUUCUUGGCCCGAGUAGGCGGGCAAAGGCGAAGAGUGAAGAACACGAAGCAGAUCACAUGGGUGUUUCGUCUCAAGGCCCACCGUGCCGCUGGUUGCCUAGCGUGGCUCACAUCCGCCGUGGUUGCGCUGGGCGACGCUGCACGCCGCCGUGUUGUGGCCGGCCGGACGGACUCUGACGCCACUGAUGGGGAAUGUGAGGAUGUGGCGGAACGGGCUCCCACUUCGAGGCGGUCUCGGUUCUACACGCUUAUCAAGGCUUGCCUCAUGAUGUCCAUAUUUCUCCUUGUUGUCGAGCUCGCCGCCUACUCCAACGGCAAGGGGAACCUCGUUGUCUUCAUCAAUUCUUUCAAUGCGUCGUGGAUACGCUUUCGUGCCGCCUACGUUGCCCCACCGCUCCAGCUCCUCGCCGAUGCAUGUGUGGUGCUCUUCCUAGUCCAGAGUGUCGACCGCCUCUUCCAGAGCCUCGGUUGCUUCUACAUUCUCAUCAAACGCAUCAAGCCUAAGCCUCUCUCUCCAGCACUGUCUGAUGCAGAGGACCCCAAUGUCGGCUAUUACCCCAUGGUGCUCGUACAAAUACCAAUGUGCAAUGAGAAAGAGGUGUAUCAGCAGUCGAUUGCAGCAGUCUGCAAUUUAGAUUGGCCGAGGUCCAACUUUCUUGUGCAGGUGCUGGACGACUCCGAUGACGUGGCAACGCAGGCAUUGAUCAAAGAUGAGGUGGAGAAGUGGAGGCACAGUGGUGCACACAUUGUGUACCGACAUCGUGUCCUUAGGGAGGGCUACAAGGCAGGUAACCUCAAGUCGGCGAUGAGUUGCAGUUAUGUGAAGGACUACGAGUAUGUCGCCAUCUUUGAUGCCGACUUCCAGCCAUACCCCGAUUUCUUGAAGCGCACUGUGCCGCAUUUUAAGGACAACGAGGAUCUGGGUCUUGUCCAAGCCAGAUGGUCAUUUGUGAACAAAGAUGAGAACCUAUUGACACGGUUGCAGAACAUUAACCUAUGCUUCCACUUUGAGGUGGAGCAACAGGUGAAUGGUGUGUUCAUCAACUUCUUUGGGUUCAAUGGCACAGCUGGGGUGUGGAGGAUCAAGGCUGUGGAGGACUCAGGAGGGUGGAUGGAACGAACAACGGUGGAAGACAUGGACAUUGCUGUUCGUGCACACCUAAAGGGCUGGAAGUUUGUCUUUCUGAAUGAUGUUGAGUGCCAAUGCGAAUUACCAGAGUCAUACGAGGCUUACCGCAAGCAACAACACCGGUGGCAUUCGGGGCCGAUGCAAUUGUUUAGGCUAUGCUUGCCAGAUAUCAUUAGAUGCAAGAUUGUCUUCUGGAAGAAGGCCAACCUAAUAUUCCUUUUCUUCUUGCUACGCAAGCUCAUCUUGCCUUUUUAUUCCUUCACACUCUUCUGCAUUAUCCUCCCAAUGACAAUGUUUGUGCCUGAAGCUGAGCUUCCCAAUUGGGUCGUCUGUUACAUCCCAGUGUUAAUGUCAUUCCUAAACAUUGUCCCUACACCGAAAUCGUUCCCGUUUAUCAUCCCAUACCUGCUCUUCGAGAACACCAUGUCUGUUACCAAGUUCAAUGCCAUGAUCUCUGGACUGUUCCAGCUAGGAAGUACAUAUGAGUGGGUCGUCACCAAGAAGUCUGGUCGAUCAUUGGAGGGUGAUCUCAUUUCCUUGGCGCCCAAGGGGUUGGAGCAACUAAAAUAUCGCUCAGUGCCAGCCAUCAACCUAGCAAUCAAGGAGCAAUCGAAGGCCAAAAAGGAAUCCAAGAAGUACAACCGAAUAUAUAAGAAGGAGCUUGCCAUGUCACUACUCCUCCUGUCCGCCGCCGCUCGCAGCUUACUAUCAAAGCAAGGGAUUCACUUCUAUUUCCUGUUGUUCCAAGGCAUCUCCUUUUUGCUUGUGGGACUCGAUCUCAUAGGUCAGGACAUCAAAUAAAUCAACCAUAGCAUGGACAUAGAAAGUAAUUUGUCACUAAACUUGCAAUAUGUGGGGUCAUGGAUGUUGUUGUACCUUCCAUCGACAGAGGGGUGUAGGAGCUAGGACCCCGAAGCGAACAUGCGGCAUGGUAGUCAAAGGAUUUUUACAACAGUGUAUGUAUGUCAUGUGUAGAUAUAUAUUAGAUCAGUCAUCUUGUUGAUUUGUGAAUCUGCCUAACUGGUUCUGGUCAAUCACAUUCUUUUGUAACAUGUUGUUCUAGAUGAUGUUCAGGUUAGAAUUAUAUCAUAGUUCUAAAUCCCCCACAGAAAUGAUUUCCCGACCUUGUUUCAGUUGUA
Molecule: messenger RNA, 2533 nt
Organism: Triticum aestivum (bread wheat)
Lineage: Eukaryota; Viridiplantae; Streptophyta; Magnoliopsida; Poales; Poaceae
Product: putative xyloglucan glycosyltransferase 10
Exons: 5
Coding region: 123-2195 (690 amino acids)
Cellular component (GO): Golgi apparatus
Molecular function (GO): glycosyltransferase activity
Source: RefSeq, a predicted model, not a curated record